CAACGUAAUUUAGCAGGGGCCACUAGGUAUAUACAUGCAUUAGGCUUAAUACUCCGGCCAUUAGCCCAAGGCCUAAUACUAAUUUCUUAAUCCAACUCAGCCCAAAGCAAUUAGUCAAUGGUUAAAGCCCACAUUGGCACGUACGUAAUAGCCUAGGGCCUAGGCAAAACAGAAGCGAUCGCUUCAUGCUGAUGCACGGAUGCACGGUACGUAUUCCUCAUCGAUCGAUUCAGUUUCCCAGCUGUACGAGAUCCAAUCUGCUUGUUUCGCCACUGCUUAGCCGCCGCCGACUUCCUCUUCAUCUCCUCUGAUAACUGACGGGAACUUCUGCCGUCCCGCGCGCCGCGUCGCCAAACCAAGUGGAGUUGCCUGUCAUGAAGAGGAAGACACCGCCAAUUAGUAGUUUUUUCAAGCCUGUUGGUUCGACUUGCAACUCUACAGCUGAAGAUGCUAAUCCACCCAAGGAGACGGAGAUUACAGCAGUUGAUGCGCAAACGCCGGAUAAAAAUAUUGAGUCAUCUGUCGUAGUCUCAGAACAAGCUAGAGUUGGAAGCACAGCAUAUGAGCGAGACCCGGGAAAACGUCCACAGAUUUGGGAUCUGCCUAUUGAUAAGCAAGUGGAAGCACGUCAGUUCUAUGUUUCUGAGGGGCCAUACCAGCCAUAUAUGAGAGAGUAUCCAUAUAACACUGAUGAACCAAAACAUCGUCGCCGGUUCCAAUUUAGUUGGUUCAAGCAAUUCCCUUGGCUAGAGUAUUCACCUUUUUCAAAGCGCGCAUACUGCUUGCCUUGUUUUCUCUUUUCAAAAAAGCCAGUUGGAAAGAGUGGCUCAGAUACUUUCACGGUUGUGGGCUUCGAUAGGUGGAAGAAGGUAAAUAGUGGAAAAGAUUGUGCUUUCUUAACUCACAUGGGUAAAGAUGCUAGUUCAGCCCAUAACUACUCAACUCGGUGUUUUGAGAAUUUUAAAGAUGGCACCACUCAUAUCGACAAGGUGAUUGAGAAAUCAUCCGCAAAAACAAUUGCAGAUGCAAGAUUAAGACUCAAAGUUACAAUUGAUUCCAUCAGGUGGUUAACAUUUCAGGCUUGUGCUUUUAGAGGCCAUGAUGAAUCUUCAGGAUCCAUAAACCAGGGAAAUUUCCUCGAACUAGUAAAGCUUCUGGCUUCUUACAAUAAGGAGGUGAAUGGUGUUGUCUUGGAUAAUGCUCCUGGAAAUGCAAAAUACAUUGCUCAUUCGGUUCAGCAGGAGAUUCUUGAUUUACUUUCUCGGAAGGUACAAAAAAUAAUUAGAGAAGAAAUUGGUAAUAGCAAAUUUUGUAUAAUGGUUGAUGAAGCCCGUGAUGAAUCUAAGAAGGAGCAAAUGGCAUUGGUACUGCGCUUUGUCAAUAAUGAAGGGAUUAUAAUGGAGCGUUUCCUUGAUGUCGUUCAUGUCAGUGACACUGCUGCAUUGACUCUCAAGCAGUCAAUUUACGCUAUUCUAGCGGAUAAUAAUUUAAGUGUGCAAGAUAUUAGAGGCCAAGGCUAUGACGGGGCAAGUAAUAUGUGAGGGGAGUGGAAUGGUCUGAAGGCUUUGAUUUUGAAGGAUUGCCCUUAUGCAUAUUACAUUCACUGUAUGGCUCAUCAAUUACAAUUGGCUCUUGUUGCAGCAUCAAGAGAGGUACAGGAAGUGCAUAAUUUUUUUCAGCAUGCAAUUUUCAUUAUAAAUGUUGUUAGUGCAUCAUCUAAACGAAAUGAUGAGUUGCUAGCAAAUCAAGCAGCCAAAAUUGCACGUGAAAUUGAAUUGGGGGAUUUGGAUACUGGAAAAGGGGCAAAUCAGAUAGGAUCUUUACAGAGGCCAGGAGACACUAGAUGGAGUUCCCACUUUAAGUCAAUUCAGAGCUUGAAGAGGAUGUUUGGUGCUACAAUUUCUGUCUUGCGAAGUAUAGCAACCGACCGUUCGGUCUCAAGAUAUUCCCGAGGAGAUGCUGGAGGCGCAUUAAAGAUAAUCAUCUCUUUUGAUUUUGUAUUUAUUAUGCACCUCAUGGAGAAAAUUAUGAAAAUCACCGAUGUCUUGUGUCAGACACUCCAGAGGAAAUCAUUGGAUAUUUUAAAUGCAUUAGAAUCAGUUUCAAACACAAAAAUACUAUUGGGCAAUCUGAGAGAAGAUGGUUGGGAACCUCUUUUUAGUGGAGGUUAACGCUUUUUGUGUGAAACAUGAAAUUGAGAUCCCUGAUAUGACUCUCAAGUAUGUUGAUGUUACUAAGUCUCGGAACAAACAUGAUAACACCACAAUGAAUCAUCAUUAUAAAGCAGAUGUGUUCAAUGUGGCGAUUGAUCAACAAUUGGUUGAGCUAAAUGAGCGAUUUGGUGUUCAAACUGCAGAGCUUCUUACACUUUGUGCAUCAUUGGAUCCAAGACAUGAGUCAUUUGACAUGUCAAAGAUUUGCACGCUUGCAGAAAAAUUCUAUCCGGCAGAUUUUUCUAAUCAAGAACGGGCUCAGUUGGAGUCAGAACUUCCACAUUUUCAGUUAGAUGUUUGCAACCAUCCAGAUCUGAAGUCGUUGCCAUCACUUGCUGAUUUGACAGCCGGACUAGUCAAGACGGGUAAAGUUUCUAUGUAUUCAAUGGUUGAUAGGUUGUUGCGUUUGGUCAUCACUCUCCCAGUGUCAACUGCAACCACAGAGCGAGCAUUUUCAGCAAUGAAGCUUAUCAAGACACGUCUUCGAAAUAAAAUGGGUGACGACUUUCUUCGGCACUACAUGGUGGUGUAUAUUGGAAAAGACAUAGCUGCAAAAAUCGAUGUUAAUGAGAUUAUUGAUUUGUUUGAUAGGCCGGGUCGUAGAUCCACAUUCAAACUAGUAGAAAUGUAGUUCUCUUUUCAGUAUAUUGUUACAUUUUAAUAUCCAUAGUAUACACUUAUA
This is a messenger RNA of Lolium perenne, 2895 nucleotides long. RefSeq lists its product as uncharacterized. Lineage: Eukaryota; Viridiplantae; Streptophyta; Magnoliopsida; Poales; Poaceae. The record is from RefSeq and is a predicted model, not a curated record.